Cyclocybe aegerita is the source of this 1236-nucleotide messenger RNA. Lineage: Eukaryota; Fungi; Basidiomycota; Agaricomycetes; Agaricales; Hemipholiotaceae. The record is from the annotation of a GenBank genome assembly.
AUGCCGACCAUUACGCCCAACGGGCGGGUGCUUAGACCGGUCAUUCUCGUCCUGGGAUGUCUAACUUUCCUGGGUUAUUACACAUAUCUCACGUCUCGGCCGCCCACCGCGCUUUAUAACGACCUGUUCACCUCCGAAGAUGAGGCAUCCAGGAAAUUCAUCCACAACGAGCUAGGGAGCAAGUAUGUUAAGUUUAAACAACUCCAGGGCGCUGGAUUCAACAACCAAGCGCAAGAAAUCCUACUGUAUCAUCAUCUUGCGCUACAAACGUCACGGAUAUAUGUCUACCAGCCCUUCAUAUGGCGCCCGCGCGGGGAGAAGGCAGAAGUCCCUCUAUCAGCAUUUCUUCGUGGACCAACGGAGGGGACCAUCAGCGACUCUGCUUUCGAUGAAGUAUGCCCGCCAGAAGACGUCGUUCGUGUCAAGCUCGUAACCAACACCGAGAGCCAAUGGGAGCAUGCUAAGAGCAUCCUGAACUCCAACGAUCGAUGUAUUGUAGUGGAAGACUGGCUAUUCAACUGGAAUUACCUUGCAUCCACAGGAAUCCAUGACAUCUGGCCGAGCUUCCAGAAAUAUCUCGCAAACCACUUCAAGUGGUCAGACAACGUUCUAGCUAUCGUCGACAGAACCCAAACAAAACUUGGACUAAAAUCACGCGGAGCACCUUCGUCAAGCCAAGGCAGUCCCUAUAUCGCGGUGCACCUUCGCCGAGGCGACUUUGAGGACCACUGCAAGUACCUAAACACCACGCACCAAGGCUUCACAACGUGGGGCAGCCUUCCCUUGCUCCGACCAGCCACCUACCCUCCUGCUCUGAACACAACCGACGCCGCCUCCAUCAUGGAACACUGCUACCCCUCCCUCCACCGCAUCCUCGACGCCAUAUCCAAGCAAGCACGCUCACGUGGCAACGUCCGGGCCAUCCACAUCCUCCACGACGGUGCCUGGGACCACCCGACCGUGUAUUUGCAAUUUUACAAGCUCUCCCAGGCGUUGACGAACGAGCGCUGGACGACACAGCAUGGCUGGGUCGGCGGGCCGAUGCUGCGCGUGACACAGAGCGCCGAUGUCCCAAUGGAGAGGGGAGAGCGGGAUUGGCGUGUGUGUGUUGACGUUGAGCUUGCGAGGAGGGCGGAGGUAUUCAUUGGGAAUGGAUACUCGAGCUUGAGCACACAGGUUGUUGCGCUAAGGCUGGGCGGGGAUGGAGGAAAAGUGGAGGAUAUUACCCUGAUAUGA